CCGAUGGAUGGUUGUCAAGAGUCAGACAGACAUCGCACAGAGAAAGUUGUUAUCGAUAAGCCGUGCGAAAUCGUUCAUAAGGCGGGCUUUGUUCCGGCCAGCGUUUCCCCGCCGAGGGGAGCUAACCUCCACCCCAGCCGCUUCACCUUCCGUGAAUAUCCUGAUACGCCCAAACGUGAGGUCCGAAUCAUGACGAGGGCUGAGAGGAAGCCGAAAUACACGUGUUGGUUGCUGGAUACAAGAAGUCUUUGGCCUGGUGAUAAAAUUUCACAAGCAGCUUCAGAAGCGCUCCAACUAAUCAGCCCCCAAGAGCGUGAGACAUGCAUCCGCAAAUUCCACAUCGCAGACGCCAAAAUGAGUCUGGGCUCUGCCCUCCUCAAACGCCUAUAUAUCCAUAAAACGCUAUCAAUCCCCUGGUCCGAUAUCCGCUUUGGCCGCAAACGCGACCCCAAGCACGGGAAACCAUGCGCACUACUACCCGACGGGAAACCUGCACCCAUUGAAUUCAACGUGUCGCACCAGGCCGGCCUUGUCGCAUUGGUAGGCUGCAAUACGCAGGAUGUCGAGCUCGGCGUCGACAUCGUGUGCGUUAAUGAGCGCAAUGAUUACCGCCUUAUUGACCAAGAAGGGUUCGGCGGCUGGGUCGAUGUGUACGCUGAAAUCUUCUCGCCUGAGGAAAGCUGGGAUAUGAAGUACAACACCGAUCCCUUCAAACUCCUCGACGGUACCGAAGUCACAGCGGAGAUGCUGGGACGGUAUGAUCGCUGCUGUGUGCGGAACGAGCAGCUCGUGGCCACCUUGCCCGGCUCAGGCGAGAAGCGCAAGUUUUCAAGCGACCUGUUGAUUGAUGCGAAACUCCGCCGUUUCUACACCUUCUGGUGUUACAAAGAGGCGUAUAUUAAGUUGGACGGGGAAGCGCUACUCGCGAAGUGGAUUAAGGAGCUGGAGUUUAGGAAUACGAGGGCACCGCGUCCAGGGACAGUACCGAGGUGUAGUACGCAUGGGGUAUGGGGGGAGGAGGUGAGGGAUGUGGAGGUUUGGCUUAAGGGGGAGAGGCUGAUGGAUGUGAGGAUGGAGAUUAGAGGAUUUGAAGAGGAUUUUAUGAUUGCGGUGGCAGUGAAGCCCGAAACUGGGGUUCCAGAGGCGUUGACGGGGUUUGAGAGUUUGGAUUUGGAGGGGGAUGUUUUGGAGGUGGCGAGGGUGGGUUGAUGUAUGAGGGGUGACGAUGUAGAUGUAUUGUCCUUAGUGGUAUAGGAGACGGGGGGCUAGGUAUUCCUAUAAUCCAUAGUGAAUUGUAGGCAUGCAAUCCUAUAUCUUCUU
This is a messenger RNA of Lindgomyces ingoldianus, 1320 nucleotides long. RefSeq lists its product as uncharacterized. Bases 355 to 1209 code for a protein of 284 amino acids. The transcript has 2 exons. The record is from RefSeq and is a predicted model, not a curated record. Gene Ontology annotation, cellular component: cytosol. Lineage: Eukaryota; Fungi; Ascomycota; Dothideomycetes; Pleosporales; Lindgomycetaceae. Gene Ontology annotation, molecular function: magnesium ion binding; holo-[acyl-carrier-protein] synthase activity.